AAUUAUAAUAUUCUCAUGAUAUGUGAAAUGCAAUUCAAUGUAGCAACUACAGCUUGGUUAUAUGCAAGUUUUAUGAAGUCUUCUUAAUGAUGAACCUAAAUUGGAUAAUAGAGCUGUGCGCAGUAUUGAUUUCUGCAGAAUGUGUCCAGUCAAAUGAUCCACUAAUAAACGUUAGACCGCUGUGUAGAUCCAACUUGGUAGUUACUUGUAAUGCGAGUAGUGGACUAUACGGAUUGUGGAUAUUUUAUAGAAGUCGCAAUGGUUCUGAAAACAUGGAAAACAUGGGAAAGGUAUCUGAUAAUGAACGAGAAUGUAAAGUUACUACCCGAGAAACUACACAAUCAACGCAGUGUAUUUGCAUCGACGCCAAUCAUGUCAUGUGCAACAUAUUCGAUCAUAUGAUUGCUAAACCAGGUGACAGUUGGCAAUUUGCUAGACAUGUAAAUGGAUCUCCACUUGUAAGCGUGUCCGAGAUGAUACCAAUGGAAGAUUUAAAUGAAUGUACAACGACAACACAAACAGCAACACAAAUCAUAAAAAACAAAAGUAAAAUGACUGAAAGUUUUGAGAAUGAAACAAGCAAGGUUUCUACGACUGAAGUGAUGUUGACAAAGACAGCAGGAAUAGAAAACGGCAUAACAACCGAAGAAAACGAACAUAAGGAAUCUCCUGCGAAACAUGACACAUCGUCGAACAGAGAAUUUAUAGUGAUCUUUACAUCGGCGGGGUCAGCAGUUUUAAUUGCUGUAUGUGCCUCCAUCUGUACAUAUUGGAAAUUGAAAACGGGAUUAAGAGCAGUCAAUAAUCCAGUUACUCAAAUCGAUAACACGACAGGUCAACACCAAGCCAUUGAUGCAAAUAUUUUACAAAUUCCUCUACAAGAUAGCACAUAUGUUCAUUACCAUGAAAUUUCAGAAGUUUCUACAGUACAUAUUAAUUUAGAAUUUGACAACCAGAACAAUGAAAUAAACAUCGCAAACAGACUUGAUGGUAAUCUGUCAACACCCACGAUGGAAACGGGAACUAUUAACCAAAUGCUUAAUUUGACAGAGGACGAUCAACGUUGGGCUGGAAAACAUCUAAAAAACUAUCCUGUGCCGAUUGUGUUUAUGACAUUAGCAGAGACGACAUUUUCUGAUGUUGAUGUACCUGGAUCCGGAAUUCUCAGGCACGUAUUUUGA
Molecule: messenger RNA, 1181 nt
Organism: Dreissena polymorpha
Lineage: Eukaryota; Metazoa; Mollusca; Bivalvia; Myida; Dreissenidae
Exons: 7
Coding region: 87-1181 (364 amino acids)
Source: RefSeq, a predicted model, not a curated record